Molecule: messenger RNA, 711 nt
Organism: Pseudomassariella vexata
Lineage: Eukaryota; Fungi; Ascomycota; Sordariomycetes; Amphisphaeriales; Pseudomassariaceae
Product: actin cortical patch SUR7/pH-response regulator pali
Exons: 2
Coding region: 1-711 (236 amino acids)
Cellular component (GO): plasma membrane; growing cell tip; cell division site
Source: RefSeq, a predicted model, not a curated record
AUGGGCCAAACUGGCUUCUUCCACCACAUCGGGAGCUUCCUGCUCCUGGUCGCGACGAUACUCCUUAUUGUUACGUGUAUUUCGGCGCCCGUCGUCAAUGACCUCUCUAUGCUGAAGGUCAUGCUCAAGAAUGGUGCCGAUUCGAAACACCCCUCAAUCACAUUUGGUACUUUUGGCUACUGCGUCAAAAACCAGCUUGCCUCUGGCGACUCAUGCACCCGCAGCGCAAUCGGCUACGACGCCUCCCACGCGCUCACCGAGGCUGCUGGUGGCAGCGGCUUCGAGCUCAGCGACUACGCCUCUAAGACCUCCAACGCGCUCACCAAAGUCAUGAUCCUACACCCCAUCGCGUGCGGCAUGUCCUUCAUCGCCUUCCUUCUUGCGCUUGGCGCGGGAGUCGUCGGUUCCUUCCUCGCCGCCAUGGUGGCCGCCCUAACGUUCCUCGUCACACUCGUCGUGCUCAUUACGGACUUCGUGUCGUUCAGUAUUCUCAAGAGCGCGGUGAACAACAGCGAUACGGGCGCGUAUGCUGAGUUUGGCGCGGCGAGUUGGACCAUUCUGGUCAGUGCCGUUUGCAAUUUGUUGGCGACGAUUGUGGUGUUUGUUACGUGCUGUUCCGCCAGGAUGCACAAGAGGAAGAGACGUAGUGCCAAGGCCGAUUCGUGGGAAAACCCGCCUGCGGGGGUCCCGGGAAGGAGAAGGUGGUUCUAA